This is a messenger RNA of Salarias fasciatus (jewelled blenny), 568 nucleotides long. It is a transcript of the gene tmem144b, whose product is annotated as transmembrane protein 144b. Gene Ontology annotation, cellular component: membrane. Gene Ontology annotation, molecular function: carbohydrate transmembrane transporter activity. Bases 1 to 468 code for a protein of 155 amino acids. Gene Ontology annotation, biological process: carbohydrate transmembrane transport. The record is from RefSeq and is a predicted model, not a curated record. The transcript has 4 exons. NCBI's taxonomy places the organism in Eukaryota, Metazoa, Chordata, Actinopteri, Blenniiformes, Blenniidae.
AUGCUCACAGUGAAAUGCACCACUCUGCUUUUAUGUGUCACGUUAUUAACUUGGCGUCUUCCUGACGCCGACGGUGCAGAGGGCGGCGACGGAAACGCCGGCGGCUCCCUGCAGGCAGCCGCCAACUCCUCAGACAACUCCAGCCUGGCCCGCUCCGCCUGCGGCUUCGCCGUCAACAUGGUGGCCGUGGUGCUGUACGGCAGCUCCGUGGUUCCCGCCAAGAAGAUCGACGCAGGAGACGGGAUGUUCUUCCAGUGGGUGACCUGUGCCGCCAUCUGGCUGGUGGCUCUGGUGGGAAACCUGCUGCUCAACUCGCCCACCUUCUACCCCUUUGCCAUGCUCGGGGGCGUGACCUGGGCCACAGCGAACUCGGCCGUCAUCCCCACGGUGAAGGCCAUCGGCCUGGGCCUGUCGCUGCUCAUCUCGGGCUCCUUCAGUCUGAUGAUGGGCUGGGCCAGUUCACGGUGAGCCCCGCUGCCUGAUGAUCCGUGGAUCUUUCUCAUUCAACCCAACAACCGGCUGCUCUCUGCAGGUUCGGCUGGUUUGGGAUCGAAGCGCAGACUGUUCC